Knipowitschia caucasica is the source of this 387-nucleotide messenger RNA. Lineage: Eukaryota; Metazoa; Chordata; Actinopteri; Gobiiformes; Gobiidae. The record is from the annotation of a GenBank genome assembly.
AUGUCCAAGUUUAAUCCUCCGUCGGAGUUUAACUUCACGAGCCCGGGAGAAUGGCCGGAGUGGAAACAGAGGUUCGCACGCUACAGGCUGGCCACAAAACUGAACAAAGAAAAUGGCGAGGUUCAAGUCUGCUCACUUAUCUACGCGAUGGGCAGCGAAGCAGAGAAAAUCUUCGCCUCGUUCGAGUUUGCUACGGAAGACGAUAAGAAGAAUUACGAAGGGGUUCUCUCAAAGUUGGAUGAGUACUUCAUACCCAGACGCAACGUAAUACACGAGAGAGCGUGUUUCUACCAACGUAACCAACUGCAAGGGGAAAAGGCAGAGGCGUACAUAAGGGUGCUGUACGAGCUAGCGGAGAACUGUGAUUUUAGCGAUAAGCGGGGAUGA